AUGGGAGCUAUAUCAAAAAACCGCGGUGUGAAUGCGUACAAUGUCGCAAUGAAAAUUGACGAGCUCCCUAUCCCGCCAAAAGUUACCAAGCGUCUUGCCAUGUUUACGGAUGGCUCGAUCCGCACCCUAUGUGGAGCAGCCUCUGUUGUCUGGCGAUCAAAAGGUAGCCACCCGAAUUUCGAAACGCGAGGGAUAUGGUUUCCUUUUAACUCCGACGAGAUAACCCGAGUCGAAAUGCUUGGUGUAGCAUUUGCUUUAGAAACGGCCUUGGAUGAAUUUUCCAAGCCAGAAUCGGAUGUGCACCGCGGUGCUGUUGACUACAACUUUUUUCACUUGUUUUCCCGAUACACCGAUUCUCAGCAUCAUCAUUUGGACAAGGAGCUUUAUGUUUUCACAGACAACGCCCAGGUGCUGCAGAUCCUCCGAGGAGAGGAGCCCGAAGAGAGCGAAGACAAAGAGGCUCGAGUCACGGAAAUUGCAGGCGUUUUGAUAGACCUCGUGAGCAAAAUUUACAGGCUCUCGCAGAUACUGCACGCUCGGGGGUACACUUGGAGCUCCACCUUAGCCCCGGAUACCGAGGAAUCCCUGGGAACGAGGUAG
This is a messenger RNA of Penicillium brevicompactum, 600 nucleotides long. RefSeq lists its product as uncharacterized. The transcript has a single exon. Bases 1 to 600 code for a protein of 199 amino acids. NCBI's taxonomy places the organism in Eukaryota, Fungi, Ascomycota, Eurotiomycetes, Eurotiales, Aspergillaceae. The record is from RefSeq and is a predicted model, not a curated record.